Eucalyptus grandis is the source of this 922-nucleotide messenger RNA. RefSeq names its product non-specific lipid transfer protein GPI-anchored 19. The record is from RefSeq and is a predicted model, not a curated record. Bases 106 to 687 code for a protein of 193 amino acids. Gene Ontology annotation, biological process: lipid transport. Lineage: Eukaryota; Viridiplantae; Streptophyta; Magnoliopsida; Myrtales; Myrtaceae. The transcript has 3 exons. Gene Ontology annotation, molecular function: lipid binding.
CCUCCAUUGCUUUGCACUCAGACAUACAAAUCAGUCCUUGCAACUUCAAAGUCUUUUGAGCCGAUCAUCAUCAGAUCCAAAUCAUAAUCCAACAACACUAGUGACAUGGCAUCCAGAGGGAUCAUGAUGGGCCUGGUCCUCGUGCUCGCCGCCGCGAUGUGGCCCCGGUCCGCAGCCCAGUCAGGGUGCACCACCACCCUCACGAGCCUCGCGCCGUGCCUCAACUUCAUCACCGGGAAUUCGUCCACCCCCUCGUCCUCGUGCUGCUCCCAGCUCGCCAGCGUCGUCCAGGCGUCCCCCCGGUGCCUCUGCUCGGUCAUGAACGGCGCCGCCCCGGUGUUUGGCAUCACCAUCAACCAGACCCUCGCCAUGGCGCUCCCCAACGCUUGCAAUGUGAAGACCCCACCGAUCAGCCAGUGCAAUGCGGUCGCUAAUGCGCCGACAGCGGCCGGCGUGGGUGCACCAGAGGAGCCUCCUGUGGCCUCGCCGGAGGGUUCUCCAGCAGAGUCUUCCAACGACACACCAAAUGCUGCAGCACCAGCUGCCUCAACUACUCCUUCAGGAACAGGAGGGUCUAAAGCCGUGCCGUCGACGAACGGGAACACAUCUGAUGGAAGCAUUGCAAAAGCUCAACUUCAUCUCGCCGCAUUGGUCUUCCUCGUGGCUUCGAUCUUCAAGAGAUUCUGAAUCAUACAGUUUUAAGAUUCGGAUCGUGUUGUGUUCGUUUGUUUAAUCAUUCUUUAUGGCGUACCUCGCCUUGCGUGUAUGUAUUGAGAAUUAUUCAGGCUGCCUCCACUUACGGCGGUGCAAUGUACUGUAACUCCGCGCCAGAAGUAGUUCUGGGUGGUUGUAUGUGGCUUUGUCGUUUGUCGAAAUGAAUUCUUUUCUGCUAGUUCAAUCAAUGGAAGUCUCAGUGAUUUCA